Molecule: messenger RNA, 1578 nt
Organism: Aricia agestis (brown argus)
Lineage: Eukaryota; Metazoa; Arthropoda; Insecta; Lepidoptera; Lycaenidae
Product: dynein regulatory complex subunit 5-like
Exons: 6
Coding region: 60-1541 (493 amino acids)
Biological process (GO): nucleocytoplasmic transport; activation of GTPase activity
Cellular component (GO): cytosol; perinuclear region of cytoplasm; nucleus
Molecular function (GO): small GTPase binding; GTPase activator activity
Source: RefSeq, a predicted model, not a curated record
CUAUGGUCAAAAUUCAGUAAAAUAUUUCGUCGACAACACGAGAAUUAUAAAAAUUAAUCAUGAAAAUUCCUUACGUAGUUUCACCAAAUACUCGAAUAGCUUAUAGUACUUGUGAACAAAUGAAGGAUUCUGCUGGGGAGAUUAAUCGCAGGAUUAUGGCUGAGGAUUUCGAAUGGGAUGAGAAUUUGACUCCUGCCCCGCUCGCAUACCUCGCGUGCGUCGCAUUGUCGCGAGUAUUUCAUAGAAUCAACCCGCUGCCGUCCAUUUUACAGAAGGAUGUCGAUGAGCUAAUGGAUUUGUAUCCCGAUGAUAUCCCGUUGAAACAUAGCGUGCCAUACAUAAAGGAUGAACAAUAUUGGAUAAGAUCGUACCACUCAAAGUUUUCCUUGUGCCGUGACGUAGAAGUAGUGGAUUGGAAGGAAAAAUAUUUGUCCAAAUAUUUACAAGAUUAUCUAGAGAAUGCGAAUCCAGAUGUUUUUAUUGAGGAGGAUGCCGCUGAACUUGCUCAAUUGGUUAGCCCAUACAUCAAGAAGCUGGUCAUAGAACAACUAAAUGUUGUUCGCCAGCCAGAGCCCUCCAUCCCGUUGGACGACGAUAAGGUCGAAGAUGUAUGCCCAUUCAGCGUACCCAAAGUAUACGAUCACAUCCCACUGGAACCGGUGUUGCGAAACUUGAGGAACUUAGAGGAAAUCUCAUUGAUUUUCGGCAUGAACAACGUCGAAGAGUCGUACUUGCCUCGUUAUUUCAAGUUUUCUCUCGAGGACUGCGACUCUCUUUGCGGCGGCCUCAAGGAGCUACAGCGCUUGAGAGUGUUCCGCAUUAAUAGAAGUAACCUAGACUGUUCUAAAGCGAAGUUGCUGCUUCAGAACCUCGUCAAAAUAUCUAGUAUCGAGGAGCUGGACUUCAACCACUGUAGAAUCGGGGAUUACGGCAUGAAAGCCCUGGCCGGGUUCAUAAUGAUUCAUAAAAAUUUGAGAAUCGUCAGAAUAGCGAACAAUUGUUUCAAGGAGGUCGGGGUGCAGGGUAUUGCAUAUGCCUUACAAAUGAAGCCCGCUGCGCCUCUACAGCUGCUCGAUUGCAGCCUGAAUUUUUUCUCCGUGGAAUCUGCUUCUAAGCUGGCCGCCGCUUUGGUGAGAUGUAAAGAGAAGCCUCAAACAUUAAUCCUGAAUUCUUGUGGCUUUCACGGAGACUCUGCUGAAAAGAUUGUUGGAUUACUCAGUUUAAAUCGUGGGCUGACUCGUUUAGAUAUGGCUGCCAAUAAUUUGUCAGGGGCGGCCGAAAAAACAUUAAUUAUCUCCCUGGAGAAAAAUAGAAAGAUGCUGAAACUCGAUUUUCGUGGAACGCACAUAUCCACUGAAACCCAAGCUAGAGUGGACGAGCUGCUAGAACGUAACAGAGAACUGAUGCAUGUGAAGGUGGAAUCGAGUGAGGAGAUCCCUCCCCUCUACCUCGACGAGCCAGAGUACCUCGUGUGGGAGUACAACCCUGACAACCCCCACCAUAUCCCCGGCAAAUAUCCCCCCAGGAUACCACAAGUGUAAAAAGUUUUUUUACGAUGACAAAUAUUGCUGUAUUAAA